AACCCAUCGGCUUACUUCAAAAGCAUCUUCAAGCUGCAGCCUGAAGGAGGAGACUUUCCCAGUCCUUAUUCUGACCACAGGAACAUGACCUUGAGGCUUUGCUCUGCCUGGAUUUUCAUCCUCCUCCUUCCUGGCCUCUCAGAUGGAGGGAAACUCCUGGUAUUGCCCAUGGAUGGAAGUCACUGGCUUAGCAUGCAGCCACUGGUUGAAAAGCUCAGCGAGAGAGGACAUGAAGUGGUAGUGCUUAUACCAGAAGUAAGCUGGCGGAUGACAGUGGCACAGACCUACACAGUGAAAGCAUUCCCGGUGUCUUACACACUAGAAGACUUGGAUAAUGGCUUCUCUGAUUACGUUGCCACUCACCUGAAGGACCUGCCUUUCCCACUGAAAACCCUAGCAAUAUACAACAGCUCAGUACUUAUUUUCCAACUCUUAUUUACUCAAUGCAAGAACCUAUUCAGCAACAAGGAGCUCCUUCAGUACGUGAAUCAAAGCAGAUUUGAUGCUCUCCUAACAGACCCCAUCUUUAUGUGCGGACCACUGCUCGCUCAAUAUUUUUCUCUUCCAUAUGUGUUCUUUAUGAGAGGAUUUCCUUGCAACUUACACUAUGAUGCUCCGCGGUGCCCAAGUCCUCUGUCCUACAUACCCAGGCUAUUUACCUUCAACUCCGACCAAAUGACUUUCUUCCAGAGAGUGGAAAAUGCACUGAUUUACCUCCUGGAGCCUGCGUACUGUAACGGUUUCUAUGAAAUAGCACUAAAGUUUGCUUCUGAAGUUCUUCAGAGAGAUGUAUCCCUCAUAGACUUCGUGGACUCUGCUUCCAUUUGGCUUCUGAGAUUUGACUUUGUAUUUGAGUACGUCAGACCUGUGAUGCCCAAUAUGGUCUUUAUUGGAGGCAUAAACUGCGCCCAGAGGAAACCACUGCCUAAGGAAUUCGAAGCUAUUGUGAAUGCCUCUGGAGAACAUGGCAUUAUUGUCUUCUCCCUGGGCUCCAUGGUCUCCGAGAUCCCUAUGAAGAAAGCCAAAGAAAUUGCUGAUGCCUUGGGAACAGUCCCUCAGACGGUUUUGUGGCGAUACACAGGAAAGGUGCCCCCCGACAUGCCCAAGAACAUAAAGCUCGUCAAAUGGCUGCCCCAGAACGACCUUCUAGCUCACCCUAAGACUCGUGCCUUUAUUACCCACGGAGGCUCCCAUGGCAUUUACGAGGGCAUAUGCAACGCAGUGCCAAUGCUGCUGAUGCCUUUAUUUGGAGACCAGAUGGACAACGCCAAGCGAAUAGAGUCACGGGGGGCAGGACUGACACUGAAUAUACUUGAAAUGACUACACAGGACAUAACCACUGCCCUGCAUGCAGUUAUUAAUGAUAAAAAGUACAAAGAGAACAUCAAGCGUCUCUCAGACCUUCACCUUGACAGGCCCAUCCACCCCAUGGACCUGGCUGUGCACUGGGUGGAGUUUGUAAUGAGACACAAAGGAGCCCCACACCUCCGACCUGCUGCUCACGAUCUGAACUGGAUCCAGUAUCACUCUCUGGACGUCAUCGCCUUCCUCAUUGUCGUGGUCCUCCUCUCCCUCUUCAUUUCUCUGAAGUGCUGCCUGUUCUGCUGCCGCAGGUGCUGCUGUAAGAAGGGAAGAACAAGAAAGCCAACCAAAUCCAAGUCCCACUAGCAGGUGAAAGCAAUGGUAGGAGAUAAACCUCUGCUCCAGACCACAUGAUCAGAGACCAUCCCAAAUUUCCCUGAUUGCUGACUUUCAGUCAAGAAAUAAUAGUUCCUUUAAACUAGCACCAUGGGAGGGGUUGUUUCACUGAUAUAAUUGUUGCCUUUAAUUAAGAAUUGGUUAUUAAAAUUACUUUGUAGAGGAGCGCUUCAGUCACUUGGGAAGAUACUAGUGUUAAGUCCAAGGCUCCUGGCUUCCACAUCUUGGUGUACAGAAGAUUCACGUUGACUUCCUUUUUUUUACCUCUAUUGCAGUGGAGACACACACACACACACACACAUAUAUAUAUAUAUAUAUACACAUAUAUAUAUAGGGAUUUCAUGAGAUUUUGCUUCAAGGGCUUUAGGAGAUCAAUUUGGUCUACUUUAAGGCUAUCAGGUUUAUCAAGCACUUUGAAACCUUUGUAUAGCUGUUGUUAAAGAAGAGGCAAGUGUUAUACACUGACAGUACGUGUCACAUAAGCUAGCUAGAUGCACAUCUUACAUGGGUUUUGUGUGUGCUUACAGUCCCCUAAACAAAACUAAUAUUCUGGCAGGGAAGUCAUUGUAAAGACACUGGUGUUUCACCCAAGUUCCCCAUGAGGCAGAGUGCUGUAUCUGAAGUUUACCUGUUAGGUGAUCAGAGCUUUGUAAGCAUCCGUGUUCAUAAAACCCAACUGAUUUACUCGUUGUAAAUUUUGUUCAGGUGGAGACCCAAAGCCCAGCCUUAUAAAUAAAUCCCCAGUAUUAACAAUAA
Messenger RNA from Pezoporus occidentalis (night parrot), 2454 nucleotides. Its product is annotated as UDP-glucuronosyltransferase 1A1-like. Gene Ontology annotation, molecular function: UDP-glycosyltransferase activity. The record is from RefSeq and is a predicted model, not a curated record. NCBI's taxonomy places the organism in Eukaryota, Metazoa, Chordata, Aves, Psittaciformes, Psittacidae. Bases 85 to 1668 code for a protein of 527 amino acids. The transcript is spliced from 5 exons.